This is a messenger RNA of Ostreococcus tauri, 1545 nucleotides long. Its product is annotated as Clathrin adaptor, mu subunit, C-terminal. The record is from RefSeq and is a predicted model, not a curated record. Bases 1 to 1545 code for a protein of 514 amino acids. The transcript has a single exon. Gene Ontology annotation, biological process: Golgi to lysosome transport; protein targeting. Gene Ontology annotation, cellular component: trans-Golgi network; clathrin adaptor complex; cytoplasmic vesicle. Lineage: Eukaryota; Viridiplantae; Chlorophyta; Mamiellophyceae; Mamiellales; Bathycoccaceae.
AUGCUCAUCUCCCAAUUCUUCAUCCUGGGCCCGCGCGGGGACGCGUUGGCGCACAGGGACUUCCGCGGUGACGUUCCGUCGACGUCGAGGGAGGAUUUCUACCGCUCGACGCGGUUUUGGAGCUCGAACGAGCGGUCCUCGGUGAGAUCGAAUCGAACGACCAAGACGAACGCAUCGCCACCGCCCGCGUUCGAGCGCGACGGCGUGAACUACUUGCACGUCAAGGCGAGCGGGUUGUAUUUCGUCGCGACGACGACCUCGAACGGGUCGCCGAGCGCGGUGUUGGAGCUCCUCGGGCGAUUGGCGCGAUUGGUGAAGGAUUAUUGCGGCGCGCUGACGGAGGACGCGGUGCGGAAGAAUUCAACCCUGGUGAGCGAGGUGAUCGAUGAGGCGAUGGAUUACGGGUACGCGCAGACGACGUCGACGGAGAUGCUGCGAGAGCGCGUGUGCAGCGAGCCGGUCGAGACCGGAGACGAUUUGGCGGGGGUGCUGGUGAGCGCGAAGGCGGACGGCGCGCGCGCGGUGGCGCAAGGAGCGUUCAAGGCUGGACAAAAGGUCGAGGCGGUGUUGAAGCACAACUUGGGGGUGAAGGUUAACUUCCCAACGAAGGCGGCGAUUAAUCUGAUGAACGCGGCGUCGGUGGCGAGCGGGGUGAAUAGAGUGUCGAGCAGUGCGACGCAGAAGAGCGUGGUGAGCGCGUCGAGCGCGACGACGAGGGAUGAGAUUUUCGUGGACAUCAUCGAAAAGCUGAACGUCACUUUCAGCGCGAACGGUGACGUGGUGACGUCGGAGAUCAACGGGCACAUUCAGGUGAGGAACUUCUUGCAAGGUGCUGGCACCAAGGUGAAGAUGGCGCUGUCGGAAGACUUGACCAUAGGCGGCAAAGGCACGAGCGCGAGGGGCAAUUACGCGGGCGUCAUCCUGGAUGAUUGCAACUUUCACGAGUCGGCAAAGUUGGAACAGUUCGAUGUCGAUCGAACUAUCACGCUUCGACCGCCUCAGGGUGAGUUUUCGUUGAUGAAUUAUAGAAGCGCCGGCAACUUCAAGCCGCCGUUCAAGGUGAUCGCCAUCUUCGACGAGAGUGUGCCGUAUAAGGUGGGUGUGGAGCUCAAGCUCUUCGCAGACUUCCCUUCGAAGCAUACGUGCACGGGGUUGAUCGUGAACCUGCCGAUUCCCAAGGGCGCCCUUGGCGCCACGGGACGGCUUCCAAAAUCUGUUCCGUCUGGCUCGCAACAUGUCAUGUUCGACGCUGCAGAGAAGCAAAUCGUCUGGCAAUUCAAGAAGUUUGCCGGUGGUUCAGAUCACGAGUGCUCGGUGCAGAUUGCGCUGCAAAGCGAGCGCAUUCCUAACGUACGUCGGGAGAUUGGUCCGCUGUCGCUCUCGUUUCAGAUUCCAACCUUUUGCGCGAGCGCGCUCGCCGUACGUUACCUCCAAGUCGUCGGAAAUCGACCUCUGGAUCCGUUAGAUGACGAAGCUCCACCGCGAGCGCCGCAUAGAUGGAUCAGAUACCUCACCAAGAGCUCAUCCUAUGUCGUUCGCGUGUGA